Molecule: messenger RNA, 450 nt
Organism: Schizosaccharomyces osmophilus
Lineage: Eukaryota; Fungi; Ascomycota; Schizosaccharomycetes; Schizosaccharomycetales; Schizosaccharomycetaceae
Product: But2 family protein
Exons: 1
Coding region: 1-450 (149 amino acids)
Source: RefSeq, a predicted model, not a curated record
AUGAGCCUCCACUCAGGUAACGGUAACGCUAAUUUCCAUUCCUUUUAUGUUGGUGACAACAAUAACGUCUACCUCGAUCCUUAUGAUAAUGGAACUGAAGCGGCCAAAUUUACUUUAGCAGAUACUUAUUUACUCCAUGAAAGAUUUUCUGCUCACCUUGGCGAUAACGGUGCGUUAUACUUUCAACGUAAUGAUGAGGGUUCCAUUCUUGGAUUUGAUUUUAGAGAACGCAUUGCUUCUGGCUAUGCUCUAGAACUUCAUGGACAAAACCCCGUAGCUUGUCCUAUCGAAGAAAAUUCCUCUGUUUACUCUGUCUUUUUUGGGAAAGAAAAUGGUAAUAGCAAGUGUAUUGGCUUUACAGCCCUUGCAAUUCCAAAUAAUCCUGUUUCUUCUUCUUCUUCUUCUUCUUCUUCUUCUACUGCGGCCCCUUCCAAUGCUGCUAAAAUAUAA